AUGCAGAUGGGCAAACACACCUUCUCGGUCCAGCUUUUACAUCACUUGCUGAUGCUUCAGUUGAAAACAAAGAGGAAAAAGGAGUUGUGGUGGACCUUUUCUGGGAAGCCUAUAAGGUAUGCAAUUGAAGACUUUGCUCUAGUAACUGGUUUGAAUUGCGAACCAGGAAACCAAACAGCUCUAGUUGCCGGUAACAGAAAAGAGAAGAGAAAAAGAGUGAGCGAGAAUGAAAAUGAGGGUGAGAUUUGGAGAUCGUUGUUUUCAGAGGCGGAGAACCCCACACCGAAGUUGAUUGGAAGGAAGCUAGAAGACAGAGAAUACAGAGACCCUCUGAAAGUGUUUAGGCUAGCGCUUAUACUACUUAUUGAAGGGAUACUUUGUCCAACUAGUGAUGCGACUCCUGUCAGGCGCGAGAUUGUAGAGAUGGUUGGUGAUGUUGAGAAGUUUAUGCAGCACCCUUGGGGACGUGAAUCUUUUCAAUUUACCGUUAAAAGAGUAAAGAAAAAGCUUGUUCCUUACCAUUAUGUUGCAGAGUCAUCAGUUGCAGUGCAAGGGUUCGCUCAUGCCAUGGUCCUUGUAACCGUCUGCAGCUGUCCAGCGAUAUUAGGUCAUCAGUUAUCACCAGAAGACACAUUACAGAGUGUUCUGGGUAAGAAGUUUGUCAUCGAUGUCGACGCUGCAAAGACACUUGAUAAGGGAGGACAAGCAAAGGUGAAGGCGCUGCUAGUUGAGGACCAAUGGGAGGAUUCACUCAGGUUCAAGGACAAGCCAGAUCUUUCCGUGGAUUACAUGCUUGCUUCAAUAGCAGAGGACUACCCAUUUGAACCCCACACAUGGACUGGUGGGGUCACUGUAGAGGAGGCAUUACAGUCACCGCCUCCUCCGAAGGGUGCGAUGGAUGCCGAAUCAUCAGCGAGUGAUGCCGAAUCAUCAGGGAAUGCCGACAGAAUUGAUGAAACGAUGAUUGAUGAAAGUUUAGAUGAUGUCAGUGAUCCUGUAAGAGGUGUAGAGAAUCUCAAUGAUCCUGUAAGAGGUGUAGAGGAUCUCAAUGAUCCUGUAAGAGGUUUAGAGGAUUCCACUGAUCCUGUAAGAGGUUUGGAUGCUGAUGAACCAGUUAGGAGACGACAGAAGACCAAUAAGAACUUUGAAGAAACUUUUGAGAAAGAGCUUAAAGAACUGAAGGACCAAAUAAGGGACCAGAAUGACGAGAUGAGAGACAUAAGGGACGAGAUAAGGGACCAGAUGAGGGACCAGAUGAGGGACCAGAAUGAGGAGAUGAGAGACAAGAUAAGGGACGAGAUAAGGGACCAGAUGAGGGACCAGAAUGAGGAGAUGAGGAACAAGAUAAGGGACGAGAUAAGGGACCAGAUGAGGGAACUCAGGGAGGAGAUAAUAAAGGACCUGAAGGGCAGAUAUGGUGAUAAUGAAACAGAGAACUGGUCGAUACAACCUGAUAUGGAGACUGGUGCGGCAUCAAACCUGGAUCCUUUACAAGAUGCUGCUGUUCCUCUUCCUCCAACCGAGACCUUGAACGAAUCUUUGGAGAAGGAGGUUAAAGAACUGAAGGACCGGAUAAAGGAACAGAAUGACAAGAUAAGGGACCAGGAAGAGGAGAUAAGGGAGCUGAAGAAACAGACAAAGAAACGCAAAUUUGAUGGAGGUAGUGGAGACAGAGAAGCUCCCGCCACGAGUUUGGUUGAUCCUUGGGGAAAAUCCACUGUGGACGGCUUAAUUGAAAAGAUAAAACCCCAGCUUGAGAAAUAUCAUGUAAGGCAAAUGGAAAAUCAUGAUAUUUCCCAUGAUUCAACCAUAGAGGGAAGGGAGAUUAUCCACAGAGUUAAUUUUGCUUAA
Molecule: messenger RNA, 1851 nt
Organism: Microthlaspi erraticum
Lineage: Eukaryota; Viridiplantae; Streptophyta; Magnoliopsida; Brassicales; Brassicaceae
Source: the annotation of a GenBank genome assembly